Trachemys scripta elegans is the source of this 1302-nucleotide messenger RNA. Its product is annotated as tonsoku-like protein. The transcript has 3 exons. Lineage: Eukaryota; Metazoa; Chordata; Testudines; Emydidae. The record is from RefSeq and is a predicted model, not a curated record. The coding region runs from base 110 to 484 and encodes 124 amino acids.
UUGGCUUGCAAGGAGGGUUUAGCCUCUGCCCUGUUGAGCUGGGCUGUAGCUUUGGGAUCAGUUCCCCUCUGUUCCCUUCCAGGAGGGAUGUGCUCUCACCCACCUGACUAUGUCCGGGAACCACCUGAGUGACGAGGCUGUCGCCGAGCUGGCCAGGUGCCUCCCGGUUUGUCCAGCUUUGGUCUCGCUGGAUUUGUCUGCAAACCCGGGGAUCACCGUUGUAGGCUUGCGGACGCUUCUGUCAGCCCUGGGGGAGAGGAACCAGGGGCUCUGCUACCUCAGCCUGGCAGGCUGCAGUGUGCGAGGCCCGUUGGACAGCACCACGUGGGCCCGGGUCUCCGCCGACGUGCGUGAGUUGAGACUCUGCAGCCGGCAGCUGAGCAGGAGCGACCAGCGGGGCGUGGGCGAGUCCUGGCGCGGCCCCGCAGGCACCUCGCUGUGCACAGUCACGCAGCACCACAAGCUGUUCUGCAAGAGUGUGUGAUGGGACCUGCUUGGCUCCUCCCUCAGCCAGCCCUGGAACUGCACAGCUAGCGGGACGCACGCGGGAGGCCGAGUGGGCGGCUGGCGGGUAGGAGGAAGAAGCACUGGAACUCAGCCCUGGCCCAUGGGGAGAGGGUGCAGGGACCUGGCUGCUGGCGCUCAUCCUGCCUUCUCCAGGUGCCUGGCGCCUUUGCAAGCUGAGAAGGGAGCUCCUGGUACCAUCUUAUGCAAAGGCAGCAGGACCCUGCACACUGCCGGCUGUGUGCUGGGAUCAGUGGAACUCCCUGCAGAUCAACAGCCUCUGCUGUGUCCAAAGGAGGCAGCGAGGUACCUGGCCUGCACUGCUCCUAGAGUGAUGGUGGGAAUUCCUAGUGCACCGCGCGAGUGAUCACUUCGUCUCCCCCAGCCGCUUUCACGCCGGAGUAACGGAACCCUGGGGGCUGGGUUGUGUUUUUUCCUGGCACAGUCACUGCCCUGGAGCAAGUUCUGAAGGUCACUGCCUGGGGAAACCAGCAUCUAAGACUGACUGAGGCCGAAGGCUCCCCCGCUCCAUUCCUCUGGGAGCCUGCCUCGGGGUGGGGGGGUGUUAAUAUUUUAUGUCCUCUUUAAUAAUCUUUCUGUAAUCCAGUCCUGGGGGAGGUAUUCACACUCACCCCAGGCUGCAGGGGUUCUGGCCCUACCCUUCCACUGGCCCCUCGGGCUAGUUCAGACAUUACAGGUUAUUUAUUGACUGUCCAGUGCUUUCCUGGGAGCACAGGGCCUGCUGCUCACGGCCGGUGGGGCAUUGAUUAACCAUGGUAAAUAAAGUGCUGCAUUCCA